UGGGAUUCAGCCAUUUUCGAAGCCAAGUUGAAAAAGGAGAAUAACGGCACACUCCCAUAAAACACUAUCCGUCUCUUUCACUUUUUCAAUCAUCCAGUCAAUCAGAUUGUAUAAAACCUUCGAUUUUCCAAGUGGGUUUUUUCUUUUUUCUUUUUUCCAAUUUAUAAUUGAAUCAGUGUUCUUGGCUUCUUUUUAUGAUCCUUUCUGUUUUCGAAUUGAUCGGAUGACGCUAUUAGAUUUCAAGAUUGGGUCGCGAUUUUAGUGGAUUAUAUGAAUGGAUUUAUUGCGGUGAAGGUUGAUUGAUUGAUCAAUCAGAGUCCCACAAAAUGAGCACUGGCAGGCAAACGGUGACGGCUCGAGACCUUAUCGAUGAAGCCAAGAAACGGAUCGUUUUUCUGUUCAUGUGCGUUGUUGGACUCUCGUAUCUCAUGUCCUUGACAAGCGCCUCGGUGUUGGUAAACUUGCCUGCUGCGCUUCUCUUAAUCGUUAUGCUUCGUUAUUUUGCUUUGGAUUAUGACCUGCGGAGGAAAACCGCAUCAUAUAGCAGAAUUCCAUCCUCAGCCCACACUUUUUCUCAAAAGAAGCAGUCUGUGGAGCCUACAUUUCUCUCAGGAAAGUCUGAGUGGAGAAAGAAAGUAAAUUCUCCUGUUGUUGAGGAUGCAAUAGAUCAGUUUACCAGACAUAUAGUUUCCGAGUGGGUCACUGAUCUCUGGUACUCCCGCGUAACCCCCGACAAACAAGGUCCGGAUGAGUUGGUGCUGAUCAUUAAUGGUGUGCUUGGGGAGUUCUCUAGCCGCAUGAGAAAUAUCAACCUUAUCGACCUUCUGACAAGGGACAUCAUCAAACUUUUAUGCACCCACUUGGAACUUUUCCGUGCAUGUCAGAUGAAGAUUAUGAACCAGCAGUCUCUGACAAUUUCACAACGAGAUAUAGAACUCAAAGCGGUGCUUUAUGCUGAGAAUAAGUUGCACCCUGCUUUAUUUUCUGCUGGAGCUGAGUACAAGGUUCUACAACAUCUUAUGGAUGGUUUCAUCUCUUUAACGUUCAGGCCUGAGGAUCUACAAUGCUCUUUAUUUCGCUAUAUAGUCAGGGAAAUGCUUGCUUGUGCAGUAAUAAGACCUGUUAUGAAUUUAGCCAACCCGAGGUUCAUUAAUGAAAGGAUUGAAAACCUGGUAAAUUCAGCAAGAAAGACCAAUAAAGGAGCUAACACAGAAGAAGUGAACUCACAGUCCGAGCCAAAGGGAUCUCCAAAACUCUCUAGUCAACCGUCUAUGGUGCUAGAUCCUUCUGUAAAGGGUGUUGAACUCACACUGUUAAAGAAAGAGAAUUCUGAUUCCACCAUAGACAAAGUUGCAGACAAUCUUCAUGCAAAAGAUCCGUUGCUUUCAAUGGAUACAAGAUCUACUUAUUCCUUGAGUUCUUUCCCGUCAGACACUGGAACCAGCAAACACCACUCUGGAGGAGAAAGGGGUGACAAAUUAGACAUAAUUUCUCGUAGAAAAACCGAAGCUUUGGCUCCUGAGAAUUUUGAGAAUAUGUGGGCAAAAGGUAGAAACUACAAAGCAAAAGAAAGCGUGAACCGUGUUGCAGAGUCUCUCCGUCAAAAUUCUUCAGCCAAGUCAUCAAAUUCGGUCAAUCACUCGAAGACAUUGCCUUCGCACCCGCAGAAAUAUAACCGACCAUGGCCUUCUUUGGGCACUUCUUAUGAAGAAGAUGAGGAUGAGGAUGAAGAUGAGGAGGAAUCAAGAAGCAGCCGAGAUUAUUCUACGGAAGAUGAAGAAAACAGUAACAUUACGGGUUUAAAUUCUCCGGGAACUAAAGUCUGGGAUGGUAAAAGUAAUAGGAAUCACUCCGUUACUCACAUUCAUCACCCACUUGAAAGUUUCGAAGGCCAGAAGAUGAGGAAAACUGGGAAAGGUUUUUCAAAGCCCGAAGGUUCACCAAAAGGACAUCCGGGUAGAAAAAGAUCAAGAGUAAGCAAUCAGAAGGAGGAAGUGUGGCAUGAAGUUGAAAGAAAGACCUUUCUACUGGGAGAUGGGCAAGAUGUUUUGAGUUCUUCCAAAGGGCAUUCGAGAUCAGGUGAUUCUAGUGGUGAUUCUGAUGGAGAGUCAUUGGGAAGAACGUAUAGCGGAAUAAGUGCUUCAUCUUCUCUCCCUUCGAUUACUAUUCCUGAAAGUAUCAACAGUUCAGUCAUUAAGUCCCAAAAAAGUUUACCGUUGGAUGAUUCGUUUUUUAGACUAAGAUGUGAGGUGUUGGGUGCCAAUAUUGUGAAGUGUGGCUCUAAGACUUUCGCUGUUUAUCCCAUCUCUGUUACGGAUGUGAAUAAUGUUAGCUGGUCUAUCAAACGAAGGUUUCGACAUUUUGAGGAGUUACAUCGGCGUCUUAAGGAGUAUGCAGAGUAUAAUCUUCAUCUCCCACCAAAGCAUUUUCUAUCAACGGGACUCGAUGUGCCCGUCAUCCAAGAACGUUGUAAAUUGCUUGACAUAUAUUUGAAGAGACUUAUGCAACUUCCAACUAUUUCUGGAUCUAUUGAAGUUUGGGACUUCCUUAGUGUUGAUUCUCAGACAUAUAGUUUCUCAAAUUCCAUAUCCAUAAUUGAAACUCUUUCAGUUCAUUCAGCCACAACUGUUCGUGAAAAGAGUUCGGGGGUUGGUAAUGAUGUUAGAUUUGUAGGGGAUCCCUUGAGUUCUAAAAGAGAACUUUCAGAUGCUGUGAUGAAAAAUUCUUCGUCAGAAAUAAAACAUAAGAACGUUGUCUUAUCUCUUGGAAAACCAACAAAGGAACUUGGAAAACCAUCUGAGGAUUCAGAUAGCGACUCUGAAAUUGGCGUUCGAAGUAAAUUAUAUAUGGCCGGAAAGCCAGAGCAGACUUUAAAGGGACUGGAAGACAGUAAUUUACAUGCACCAUCUGGGAUGCUUAUAGAUGACGAUGAUGAUGAUUCAGUACUCCCUGAGGAGUGGGUGCCACCAAAUUUAAGCGUCCCAAUAUUAGAUCUUGUUGAUGUUGUUUUCCAGCUUCAAGAUGGUGGUUGGAUCAGGAGGAAGGCCUUCUGGGUGGCCAAGCAGGUUCUACAGCUGGGCAUGUCAGAUGCUUUCGAUGAUUGGUUAAUUGCGAAAGUCCAACUCCUACGUAGGGGCUCUAAUGUUGCUUCAGGAAUCAAGCGGCUUGAGCAGAUACUUUGGCCAGAUGGGAUAUUCAUAACGAAGCACCCAAAGCGACAGCAGCCGCCAACCGCCUCCUCAAAGGUGGCGGCUGCCCAAGUUUCACCUCCUCCAUCGCCACGAUAUCCACCAAGUGAUGAGGAAACGUUGACAUGGGAAGAGAUUCGAGAACAGGAAGCCAAACAACGCUCUAAACUAGUUUACGAGCUAAUGAUCGAUAAGGCACCAGCGGCUGUUGUUGGUCUUUUUGGUCGAAAGGAGUAUGAACAGUGUGCGAAAGAUGUCUAUUACUUUAUUCAGUCAUCUGUAUGUCUAAAGCAAUUAGCUUUUGACCUUCUUGAGUUGCUGUUAAUGUCUGCAUUUCCGGAACUGGAUUUCGUGUUCCAACAGUUGCAAGACGAAAAACACAAGUUUGGAGUUCUUGAACAGUAGCAUUCUUACUAUCAUAUAUUGUCUAGAGUUUUGAUUUAACUCGGAGUGAUCUUUUUUCACCGGGUGUUUACCCUAUUUUUUCUUUCUUUAAUACAUGGUUGUCGGGGGCGCCAUGCCCGUGUCAAAAUUUUCUUCACGGUGAAAAGGUAAUUAGGGUAUAUGCAGUGGAUGAGAACUGUAAAUAUGUUUUCUGAGUUUUUGGAGAGUUUGUUACAACAAAUAUGAUGCUGGAAUACACAAUAACAUUAGACAUUGUUUUGCAGUUUUUGAUAUUUGAACUAUGGAAGUUGGGUCCUUUUUU
This is a messenger RNA of Cynara cardunculus var. scolymus (artichoke), 3894 nucleotides long. RefSeq lists its product as uncharacterized. Lineage: Eukaryota; Viridiplantae; Streptophyta; Magnoliopsida; Asterales; Asteraceae. The transcript has 16 exons. Bases 327 to 3593 code for a protein of 1088 amino acids. Gene Ontology annotation, molecular function: phosphatidylinositol binding. The record is from RefSeq and is a predicted model, not a curated record.